Molecule: messenger RNA, 573 nt
Organism: Cyclocybe aegerita
Lineage: Eukaryota; Fungi; Basidiomycota; Agaricomycetes; Agaricales; Hemipholiotaceae
Source: the annotation of a GenBank genome assembly
AUGGCCAACUCCAAUUCCAACAACGACGCCGACAUAGCCCACAUCACAGGCAACGCCCCCGCGCACGUCAAACGCGCUCUGAGUGACCACAGGCCGAUCUUGGGGAACCGAUUCAAGGAACACAUUCCCGGGCCUAUCUUCUUCGAGGUUAUACAAGAUAGGUUUCGAAUGACAGAACUGUCGAUCAUCAACUCGGAGGGAUCAGACGGGAAUCUGGAGGCGAGGGUUGUCGUUGAGUUGGACGUGGAGGAAGACAUGCUCAACGGGAAAGGCGAGAUGCAUACCGGGUGUUCCGCCUCGCUCAUAGACAUGGGCUCGACACUCCCGCUUCAUGCUCUCGCUAUAGCGAAAGGCAUAGAACAAUAUGUAAGCGUGUCCCAGACGAUGAACGUCAUGUACCACUCGCCCGCAAGACUAGGCGACAAACUAAAGCUGAUAAACACGACAAUCAUCCUCGAAGGAGAUGCACAUUGCGCCAAGACAGAAAUUUGGAAUGCGAGCCGGGGCGGACUCGUCGCGUCCGGGUCGCAGAUAAAGAUGGUCCCUUCGCGUCUUCCUCCGCAGAAGCUUUGA